Rhododendron vialii is the source of this 2085-nucleotide messenger RNA. RefSeq names its product DELLA protein RGL1-like. Bases 141 to 1889 code for a protein of 582 amino acids. Lineage: Eukaryota; Viridiplantae; Streptophyta; Magnoliopsida; Ericales; Ericaceae. Gene Ontology annotation, cellular component: nucleus. The record is from RefSeq and is a predicted model, not a curated record. Gene Ontology annotation, molecular function: sequence-specific DNA binding; DNA-binding transcription factor activity. The transcript has a single exon. Gene Ontology annotation, biological process: regulation of DNA-templated transcription.
GCACCUUAUCGAAGGUUGCAGUUUAUUUGAUCUACUAGUACAUAAGAAGAAGAUUACCAUCUUAAUCUUCAGCUUAAGUUAAGAAAACUAUCAUCAUCCUAUUCGCGACCAAGUUAUUUGUUUCUACUAGCUACUUCAAUAUGGCAAAUUCCCCGUGCUCUUUCCCUUCAUUCGGAAUCAGUGAAAUCUACCGCAGUUACAAUUCGUUCACUGGGUUUGAAAAACAAGAAUCUUUCAGCAAAAGGAAACAAGAAGAAUUAUCAGGUAUCGAAAAUUUGGGAGCUACUCAUUCAUUUUGUUCUGAAUAUGGCUUUUACCAGGAAAACAACCCACCUGGUAAGAGAGUAAAUUUCGCCAGAGAUAUUGAACCCUCAUUUCCAGAAUUUGCACCAUCACCACCAAUUUACAGCCCUGGCAUAUUGAGUGGUUUCGAGUUUGACCCCACUUUCCUAUCAGCCAACCAAUCACUUUCGGAAAUCCUGGGGGAGGAGGAGCAGUCUUCCUUUUCUGUAGUAUCUUUACAGCUCCUGACAAAUUCCGCUAGCGGAAUCGAGAAGUUGAAGGGAGAAAUUCGUAGCGAUUAUGAGAUUAGCUAUGCAGGCGGCCAUAAAUUGUCGACUGAAGAAAUCAUGAGAGUGGCCGGAGAGAGGUUCAUACAGUUGUCUACCCAAAGAGUUGAUGGUUCCUCCUCGAUGCAUAUCCACCCGUAUGGUUAUGCUUUCUCUGGUCUCUCUUUCGAAGACACCCAAGAUGUGGAACUAGUCCACCUCCUUCUAGCUGCAGCUGAGAAGGUGGGGUAUCAGCAGUUUGCCAGCGCGAGCAGAUUGCUCACUAGCUGCGAAUGGUUAUCUUCGGCCACAGGCAAUCCUGUCCAGAGAGUUGUUUCCUACUUUGCUGGAGCGCUGAGGGAGAGGAUUGAUAGGGAAACAGGAAGAUUCGCAUCAUGGAAAAUGGAGGGGAAUGAUAAUUACAGUAUGGCAGGCUCAGGGACACGCGUGAGUUCGAACCUUGCGUUGUUGAAAUUCCACCAGGAACUCCCCUUUUCUCAGGUCAUGCUAUUUCCCGGAAUUCAAGCGAUUUUAGAAAACAUUAAAUCGGAUACCAAGAUCCAUUUGGUUGAUCUCCGAAUCAGGAGUGGCGUACAAUGGGUGAUCUUGAUGCAAGCUCUAACAGAACGAGUUUUGCACCCAAUUGAGAAUCUAAAGAUAACUGCAGUGGGGACAACAGGUGGAGAGAAUAUGGAGGAAACGGGAAAGAGGUUAGCAAAUUUUGCCGAGUCCCUGAACUUGCCUUUCUCAUUUAACGUAGUUCUCUUAUCAGACAUUAAGGACCUUACGACGGAACAUUUCAAUACAGAAGAUGGUGAGGCUGUGGUUAUUUACUCUCAAACCAUACUUCCAUCAAUGAUCUCAAGGCCUAACUGUUUGGAAAAUCUCAUGGGAGUGAUAAGGAAGCUUAAUCCAGCCAUAAUGGUAGUCAUUGAAGUCGAAGCAAAUCACAAUUCGCCUUCGUUUUUCAAUCGCUUCAUUGAGGCACUUUUCUUCUAUAGUGCCCUUUUCGAUUGUUUGGAGGAAUUUGGAAAUCAAGACGAUCAGUACAGAAUCACACUUGAGGGAAAGUUUUUCGGUGAUGUGAUCCAUAAUAUAGUUGCAGCUGAAGGUGAGGAAAGGGUCAAUAGGAAUGUGAAGAUGAGUGUAUGGAGGGCAUUCUUUGCUAGGUUUGGAAUGGUGGGAGCUGAACUCAGUGAGUCAGCUUUGUACCAAGCUAAUUUGAUUGUCAAGCAGUUUGCCUUUGGGAGUUAUUGCACUCUAGAGAAUGAUGGGAAGUGCCUAACUGUGGGAUGGAAAGGGACUCCAAUUCAUUCCCUUUCCACUUGGAAGUUCCUUUGACAAUUCGUUGUUUUUCUAAUUCUUUUGAUUGUGUCCCCUAGAUCUAAUUACGGAGUGUGUGGUAGAUCUAACCUUUAUGAAAACCUUAUUGGAUACCUGUCGUUGUGUGAAUGUGUGUUCCCUUUCCUCUUGUUCAAAAGCAUCUGUAACUUUUUAUGUCUCAUGAUCAAAUUGUAAGGUGAUGAUUAGAAGCUUC